Messenger RNA from Myxocyprinus asiaticus (Chinese sucker), 5004 nucleotides. Its product is annotated as serine/threonine-protein phosphatase 2A 56 kDa regulatory subunit alpha isoform-like. NCBI's taxonomy places the organism in Eukaryota, Metazoa, Chordata, Actinopteri, Cypriniformes, Catostomidae. The transcript has 13 exons. Gene Ontology annotation, molecular function: protein phosphatase activator activity. Gene Ontology annotation, biological process: signal transduction; protein dephosphorylation. Bases 463 to 1968 code for a protein of 501 amino acids. Gene Ontology annotation, cellular component: protein phosphatase type 2A complex; nucleus; cytosol. The record is from RefSeq and is a predicted model, not a curated record.
GCGCAACAGCGGCUGAAUGAAGUUCAGCAGAUCUGAGAAUUUUUUUUAAGGCAUCGGCGGAUUCGCAUUAAAGUCUUUUCUUACAUCAGCAAUGAAUGGAGCCCAUUUCAAGCGUGUGGAAAAUCGUGACUCGGUGUUUCGGGUGUAUAUUGUCACAGUUUGAGUUGUUAUCGUGCUGCGUAGACGAAGUUUAGUUGUUUUUGGACAUUUCACCAAGAUAAAACCUGCUAUUAACUAUUUUUACACAUUCUUUCUUAAGCAAAAUCGAGACGCAUGGUACCUGUGGAUUGUUUCGAGGUCAUGCAGCAUGUUUACACACAAAUCUACGGGACUGGAUUGACAGUGCAUUGCAUUAGAUGGGGUCUGUACAGCAGGGUCAGUGGGGUGUCAUUCAGGCUAGAGAGCAUUUAAUGUACAUUUAGUCCCUGUAAACUCGGUUUAUUGGAUAGAACUGCUUUGGAAAUGUCGGCGAUAUCUGCGUCUGAGAAAGUGGACGGAUUCACGCGGAAAUCAGUGAGGAAGGCUCAGAGACAGAGGAUUUGUCAGGGCUCGUCUCAGUUUGCGAUGAACAGCAGCAGGCCUGCGGCUCCGGAGAUCUCUGCGCUCCCACAGCUCAAAGAUGCGUCCUCUACAGAGCAGCAUGAGCUCUUCAUGCAGAAACUACAGCAGUGUUGUGUAUUGUUCGACUUCUUGGACUCCGUCACUGACCUAAAGAGCAAAGAGAUCAAACGAGCAACUCUCAGUGAACUCGUGGAGUAUGUGUCCACCAACAGAGGCGUGCUAGUGGAGCCCGUCUAUCCUGAGAUCACCACCAUGGUUAGCACAAAUAUAUUCAGAGCGCUUCCACCCAGUGAAAACCCAGACUUUGACCCAGAAGAAGACGAACCCACCCUAGAAGCCUCCUGGCCCCACGUGCAGUUGGUCUACGAGUUUUUCCUUCGGUUCCUAGAAAAUCCAGACUUCCAACCAAGUACUGCCAAACGUUACAUUGACCAGAAGUUUGUGCUACAGCUCUUGGAACUGUUUGACAGUGAAGAUCCUCGUGAGAGAGAGUUCUUAAAAACGAUUCUGCAUCGCAUCUAUGGGAAAUUUCUGGGUUUGCGUGCCUUUAUUCGGAAACAGAUCAACAACAUUUUUCUGAGAUUCCUCUAUGAAACUGAGCACUUUAAUGGAGUAGCCGAAUUUUUAGAGAUUCUGGGCAGUAUCAUCAAUGGCUUUGCUCUGCCACUGAAAGCUGAACACAAGCAGUUCCUGAUGAAGAUUCUCAUUCCUCUGCACACUGCCAAAGGACUAGCACUGUUCCACGCACAGCUGGCUUACUGUGUGGUUCAGUUCAUAGAGAAGGAUCCCACCCUCACUGAGGCGGUUAUUCGAGGUCUUCUUAAAUUUUGGCCCAAGACAUGCAGUCAGAAAGAGGUCAUGUUUCUAGGGGAAAUUGAAGAGAUCCUGGACGUUAUUGAACCCACCCAGUUCAAGAAGAUUCAGGAGCCCUUAUUUAAACAAAUCUCUAAAUGUGUAGCCAGUCCCCAUUUUCAGGUAGCAGAACGAGCACUGUACUACUGGAACAAUGAAUACAUUUUGAGUCUAAUUGAAGAUAAUAAUGCCAAAAUCCUGCCCAUCAUGUUUGGAAGCUUGUACCGGAUCUCCAAAGAACACUGGAACCCGACGAUUAUGGCCCUGGUAUACAAUGUAUUAAAAACACUGAUGGAGAUGAACAGCAAACUGUUUGAUGAACUGACAGACUCGUACAAAUCCGACAGACAACGAGAGAAGAAGAAAGAGCAAGAACGAGAGGAACUGUGGAGGAAGCUGGAUGAACUGAGACUGCAAGAGACAUCAAAGUUUCAGAAUAACAGACAUGAGAUCCAGUUUACCUACAACAACAAUAACAACAACCUUCAUGAUAAGGAUGAAAAUACUGCAGCGGCCAUUACUGAUAGUGUUGAGAGCGCCACCUGGGCCAAAUGACACGGGGCUGUUUUUGUUUUCACUACCCAGUAUUUAUAUAUUUGGUUUAUAGAUGUAAACAACUGUCAAGAGCAGUAAGGAUACGGAUCUUGUGUGAGAAAUAAUCUUUAUAUUUUUAAGCGAACACAUUUAAAAAGUUUUUUUUUGUUGUUGUCAGAAGUCUAUAUAAAACUAAAUCAAAAUGCAAUUUUUUGUUUUUUUUUGUUUUUUUUGGAAAUGGAUAAUAUAUUUUAUAUAUGUAAGUUUAUUUUGGAAGUGUAGGUAUUGAAAUUUCCCAACACUUUUAUUUAAUCAGAGACUUACACCUCUCAUCUGUAGGGACAGCAGGCACAACUAAGGUCUUUUAAGGUAUAGCCUGCUUAUCGGGCCCAGUGGGAUAGGGGGACCAUAAAGUUUAGCAGCGACCCUGUCUGUAGGCUAUAUUUACAUAUACACUGAUGAUCCAAAACAUUAUGACCACCUGCCGUUGGUCUUUAGCGUUUCGCAAAAACAGUGCCGACCCGCCGAGGCAUGGACUCUACAAGACCCCUGAAGGUGUCCUGUGGUAUCUGGCACUAAGAAAUUAGCAGCAGAUCCUUCAAGCCCUGUAAAGCCGGGCUCUCAUUAAAUGACUGUCAGACUACCUGAAUCGCAGUACUGCUUCCAUUACACAACAAGGGUUGUUGUCAUCUGUUGUCUUCUUGUAUUAAUUAUGAUCAAAUUGUGGCUUUCCAUUGUUGUACAUAAAGAUGCAUGAUAAGAUGUGAUUUGCUGGAGCAGUUCGCACUUGUCGUGGCAUCGCUCACACUACAAAAUCAUGUGGAGAUAGUAUCAAGCAUGGCAUGAAAAUAUCCCAGCAUCUGUGACUACUCAAGACUGGCUCCGAUCACGUCGAUGAACUGCUCAUACAUACGACCGUAGUGAGAACCGAUUUGGCGGUGAUACAGCAUUUUUGUCGCAGACCUCUAAAAUCUGUCUGGGACAGCAAAAUCCGACCAAAAAUCGUAUAGUGAGAGCCCGGCUUAAGUUGUGAGGUGGAGCCGCCAUGGAUCGGACUUGUUGGGACAGCACAUCCCACAGAUGCUCAAUCGGAUUGAGAUAUGGGGAAUUUGGAGGCCAGGGCAACACCUUGAACUCUUCAUCAUGUUCUUCAAACCAUUCCCGAACAAUGUGUGCAGUGCGGCAGGGCACAUUAUCCUGCUGAAAGAGGCCACUGCCAUGAAGGGGUGUAACUGGUCUGCAACAAUGUAAAGGUAGGUGGCACGUGUCAAACUGACUUCCACAUGAAUGGCUGGACCCAGGGUUUCCCAGCAGAACAUUGCCCAGAGCAUCACACUCCCUCCACCGGCUUGUCAUCUUCCCACAGUGCAUCCUGGUGCCAUCACUUUCAGAGGUAAACGGCGCACACGUGAUGUAAAAGAUAACAGACUCAUUGGACCAGGCGACUUCUUCCAAUGCUUCAAGGUCCAGUUCCGAUGCUCAGGUACCCAUUGUAGCCUCUUUCGAUGGUGGACAGAGGUCAUCGUGGACACUCUGACCGGUCUGCGCCUACGCAGCCCCAUAGGCAGCAGGGUGCGAUGCACUGUGUUGUGACACAUUCCUCCCAUAACCGUCAUUAAACUUUUCUGUGACUUGUGCCACAGUAAACCUUCUGUCGGUUCGGACCAGACAGGAUAGCCUUUGUUGCCCUUGUGCAUCGAUGAGUCUUGGCCGCCCAACACCCUGUCACCAGUUUGUGGUUUGUCCUUCCUCGGACCACUGUCAGUAGGUAUUCACCACUGCUGACUGGGAGCACCCCACAAGCCUUGCCGUUUCAGAGAUGCUCUGACCCAGUCAUCUGGCAAUAACAAUUUGGCCCUUGUCAAAGUCGCUGAAGUCUUUACUUAUGCCCAUUUCUCCUGCUUUCAACACGCUGACUAUGAGAACUGAUUUUUCGCUUACCAUCUAAUCUACCCAGACCUUGACAUGUGGCCUUGUUAGAGAUGAUCAAUGUUAUUCGCUUCACCUGUGAGUGGUCAUAAUGUUUUGGCUCAUCAGUGUAUUUUAGACUGAAGACUUGAACUUUAAAAAAAAAAUUGGUAUAUGGUGCAAGUCCCCAAAAACACCAAAGGGCAGUUUACACUGAAAGUAUUUUAUUGUGUCAGUCUACACAGUUUUUAAAUUGUUUUUCAAUGUAAACAUGUGCUAGACGGACUUCUUGGACUGUUUGCCGCAUCUUACAGUUUUUUCAGUGCCACGUGCAGGAGUGCCGUGUUUUUAAGAUGCUGUUAUCAUACUAAAAUAACUUCCAACUUUUAAAAAUGUGUUCAGAGACACCUGCACAGUGCAUUCUGUCUGUACGGCCCCUAACAUGAUAAAAAAAACAUUUAUUGAUGCCUAUAGUUGACAUGAUACAUUAAUUAUUAAAUUUGACCACUCCCUGGAAGUGUCAAAAUUCAGCCUUAGAAAGGCUCCCAGAAAUGCGAAACUCUGAUUUAAGUUUUGAUAAAAAAAAAAAAAAGAUGCAAGAUGAACUGCUCUUGCUAGUAACAUUUGUUUUUAAAUGAAAAUGAAAAUUACAGCCAUCAUAAGGUCAGUAUUUGCAUAAUAAAUGCAACAUUUUAAAUACAGAGUUUAAUUAGAAACCCAUUGCUUUCUGGAACACUUGGGUCUACUGGCUAUACAUUUUGCAGUACUGGACUAAUUCUUAAGUGUUACGUAACUCAGGGAUAACCUAACAUUCCCCAACUACAAUAAGAAUAAUGGUAAAAAGUAUUUCCUCCUGCUCCAAAUAGAUAUUUCCUAAUAUUUUCCUAAUAUAAGUUGUGUUUACCUGUAGAUAAGCAAUAUGGUAGAUGAAACUCCUUGACAUUCCAUUCAAUAUUCAGGCAGUUUUUUGUUUUGCUUCAACCAAAAAAAAAAAAAAAAAUUCUUGUCGCUAUGCAGUUAUGCUAUUAUAAAUUCUCGUAUUAAGAAAUCUUUUGUUUUGCUGAAAAUUGUGUUUUUGCUGUGAGAGUGUGUAAAAGAACCUUGUUGUAAUGUGCUAUAUGCAUUAAAAUGCCAGGCUGAUGAUUAUUA